AUGCUUGGUACAAUUACUUUAACAGUUGGCCAGCCAGAUGGUGUGUCUGUGGCUCAGAAAGAAGACACUUCAGAAACCAUGGACACCAUCGCAGACGAGCAGGCCCCUCAAGUGAACGGCGAGAAGGUGGAAAAGGAGUCUCCUGACGCCAACGACAUCACUCCCGUAGAGGAGAAGGCAGCGGAGGAGAAGCCCAACGAGACGGGUGAAGUCGGCUUCAAGAAGAUCUUCCGCUUUGUGGGCUUUAAGUUCACCCUGAAGAAGGACAAGAGCGAGGAGAAAGACCCUGUGAAGCUGCUGACUGUGAGAGAUAAGGAUGGAGAGGUGGUCAACGGACUGGAUGAACCUCCGAAGGAUGAGUCCAACGCCGAGGGCGAGAACGGUAUUGCCGAAGAGAAAGUUUCCCCUGACACUGAGACCGAAGUCACCAAAGAUACCACCAAUGCUGAAACCCCAGAUGGUGCUGCAGAUGCAGCAGAAGCCACAGAUGAAGCUGUCAAAGAUGAAGUAACUGAAAAAGAGGAGGAGUCCAGUCCACCACCCCAGGAGACUACGCUGUCCCCCUUCAGGAAGCUUUUUAGCACAGGCCUCUUCUCUAAUCUGCGAAAGAAAUCCAGCAUUAAGAGGACAAAAGAGGAGGAAGACAAGGAGGCAGCAGGCGAGGACGAAGCUGCUAAGACGGAAGAGGGGGGAGAUAAGCCAGAGGCGGAGCAAGAAACCAAGGAGGAGGCAACAGUAUGUCAAGAGAAAGAAAAAGCAGAAGAAGAGGCCCCAGCAUCACCGGACGAGGCUAAACCCGAGCCGACCUCUGAGUCUGAGGUCACCGCUGAUAGUCCUGCUUCUGAUGAGACAAAGCAAGAAGAGGAAAAAGCAGAAGAAGAGAAAUCUCCAGUGGAGGUAACCUCUGAUUCUGAACUAGUGUCUUCACAAGAGAAGGUAAAGCCCCAAGGGAGCCCUCUGAAAAAGCUUUUCACUGGCGCUGGCUUGAAGAAACGCUCUUCUAAGAACAAGAAGAGCAAGAAAGAUACUGAAGCCAAACUAACAGAGUCUGGGGAGCAAUCAGCAGAACUUCAGUCCUCCACUGAAUCCACAGAAGCGGCAAAAGCUGACAGUGGCCCCUCGUCUCCAGAGAAAUCAGGAGAGCAUGUAGUUGAAGCAGAGGGUGAAGAAAUUGAAGGUGAAGUUGUCUCUGACGGAGAGAAGAAAAAAGAGGGUGUUGUUGUCUGGUCUUCGUUCAAGAAACUAGUGACGCCCAGGAAGCGUGUGAAAAGACCUUCUGAGAGCGACGAUGAGGUCACAAGUGAGAAAGCCGCCAAGUCAGCAACUUUGUCAUCUUCUGAGAGCGCUCCAUUAGCAGAUAAAGGUGUAGAAGAGGAAGCUAAAGAAGAGAAACCCUCUGAAGACGAGAGUAAGGCUGAAAACACUGAAGAGAAACUGGUCAGCAGCACAGAGGAGCCCAAAAAGAAAAUGGACACUUCUGUCUCUUGGGAAGCUCUGAUGUGUAUGGGAGGACCCAAGAAGAGGACCAGGAAGACAUCUGAUUCUGACGAUGAGGAAACCAAGAUUGAUGAGGAGAGCGCGCCAGCUGCAGAGGAGGGGAAGCAGGAGGAGAAAAACGAAGAAGGUGCAGUGAACAUUCAAAAUGUUGAGGCUGAAGGAGAAGGCUCUUCCUCUCCAGAACCUCCGACCAGCCCACCUGAGAAGGAAUCUGCCUGGGACACAUUGAAACGCAUGGUUAUGCCAAAGAGUAAGGCCAAAUCUGAGGAGAAAACAGAAGAAAGCACAGAACAGGUCCAGACAGAAACUGAGGUUCCAAAAGAUGAGUCAUCGUUCUCUUUGAGAAAGCUGUUCCCUGGUCUCAGGAAGAAGAAAGUUGAAAAACAAGCCUCCACUGAUAGCGAGGAGGACUCUGACACCCCAGCAGUGGUCCCGCUGUCAGAGUAUGAGACAAAACCAGAAGAGCAAACCGUGGAAACCACAAGCGUGGCUAAAGUGUCUUCUGAGGAGAGAACCCCUUCAUGGAUCGCAGCCACGGGGGAGCAAGGCGAUGACAAACACGAUCAGCUGAGCGACAUCACCGAAGAAGCAGAGAAUGUCGCUACCCCCAAGUCUGUUGACACCGACAAUGUGGAAGAUGACACUGAGGAGCAGAUAGCGGCGCUCCCAAAAUCUCGAGGACGUAAAUUAUCCGUAGCUGAAGUUGCUCAAGCUCCUCCCGCAGAAACCACCUCCAAUGAAACCCAAGGACUGAAGACAGAAAAAGCACAGGAAUCCGUGGCGGCCAUCGAAGCUGAGAUCAGUGAAAUUCCACCUGUGACAACUUCGAUCUGUGAAGACCCACCAAUUGUGACAGCCACAGAAGAAUUUGAACCACCUCUGGAGCAAGCCGUUACCAACACUCAUCAUCUCCUUGAGUCGCAUGCCCGUGACAAGGCCGUGGCCAUCUGCACUGGCCUGGGAACCAAAGAGAUUGCUAAACUCGCUCUGGAGAAACCUGCAACUGAAAUCACAGAGUGUGUUUCUGUGGUCACCGAUGCACUAAGCACUGAGGUCUUAGUAGAAGAGGACUCACUUCAACUGGAGAAGGCCAUUGUGACAGAAGACGCACUGUUGAACGUCCAAGUCCAACAAGUAAGAAGCACUGAAAUCGAACCUGUCCAAAUCUUGGAGAAGGAAGUUCUUGAUGUUCAAACUGCUGGGAAUACCUGCGAACCUGUGCCUCCGGCCAUCGCGACUGUCAACACUUUGCUGGAUCCGCAAACUGUUGAGAGCGCCACCAACGUGACGCCGACUGUAGAACUACAGAACGGAGAAGUUGAAAAUAACAAUGAAUUUGAACAUGCCCGUCAAACAAUAACACCAAAUGAGGAGGUUUGCGUCAUCAAAGAAACCGUUGUCCUCAUCAGUCCGCCCUCCGAUAUUUCAGAACUAGAGGACGCUACAAAACUCAACGGUAAUGAAGAAGAGUCCAGUCAAAUUGAGGCCCAGAGCAGUGUCAUCGCCCAAUCUGUCAUUCAGGACGCUGUGGAUAAAGUUUCAGUUCAGCCAAAAACCCCUGAGUCCUCCGCUCCAAUGACACCAGUCCAGGCAAUGAUGACCACCGAAAAGGAGAUUGAGUUUCCAGCAGAAACCGCCGUCAUUACCGACACCCCCGUCACCAACGAAAAAUCAAAAGAGAAGCCACUUUUUGUCGCUUUGGAAUGCGAAUCGGUCCCGAUUGAGGUGACGAAGAUCCUCGACCCAUCUGUGCUGGGAGAUGAGAAACCGGAGGAAAGCUUGAAGAAAGUUGUGGAAGUAAACGCAAGUGAAGAAUUUGUCAUAGUGGAAGAAGUGGUGGAGAUCAUUGGUGAGGGUCAAAUAAACAACAAACUGGAGGCAGUGAAGGAGGAGCUGGAAGAAGAGAAACCACAACCAGAGGUGAAGGAGAUCCACCAUCCCGUCCAGAUGGUUCUUAACUCUGCGCAGGUGGUCGAAGAGGAGUCGUUCCAAGAGGAAGCGGUGGAGGAAAUCGGCAGCAACGGCCUCGCGGACGGCCAAGGAGACCGACCGGCGAGCGAAGACCUCCAAGCAGAGGAGAGGACGCCGUCAAAGUGCGCAGAGGUGAUGGCGCAGGUGAUGGAGGUGAUCGAGGAGGCGGUCAAGGAGAUCCAGCCUGUGUCCACAGAGAUCACACCGGCAUCGUGA
Nerophis lumbriciformis (worm pipefish) is the source of this 3684-nucleotide messenger RNA. Lineage: Eukaryota; Metazoa; Chordata; Actinopteri; Syngnathiformes; Syngnathidae. The record is from RefSeq and is a predicted model, not a curated record.